CUGGACUCCUAUCUACUGGAUGAAUAUCGUUUUCGAUUGUUUUUAGCAUGACAUAUAAGCUCGCUAAUGGAUUCUAUAUCGACUUUCGGUUGCUUCUGGUGCUAUUUUCAAAAGCCUACUCUAACUAUCUCAUAUCUACUACCAUAAUUGUCAUCCUGUCCGGAAAUACAACCCACCGUAACAUUGGGUCCCCAGUCGCAAACACGCACGAUCGACAUACGAUACCACCUGUGCCCCCAGAGUGUACGUAUCAUAUCGUACGGGUUUGCCAAGAUCAAGGUAACCAUCGACUCUCGGAGACACUCAACGGUCUGGCGUGUCCAGCGGAGUUUGCUGGACGUGAACGUUCUUGCUGCAUUGUUGGGUUUUUGCUUUUCCGUCCCAUUUCCUGUCACUGCACCACCCUCUCGACGGGCCGUAGUGUAGUUGCAGCUUAAAAGUUUGGCGAAGCGAUAAAAGGGGGCGCCUACCCGUCAGACAAGAUAGAAUUGACACACCGUCCACGUAUCACCAUGGUAACAAGGGCAGAGCAAGCGGCGGGACCACACCGAUGUGUGCUGCUACCUGUUGGUUGGAUCGCCAUACUUUACCGUCGAAUCUGACCAGGUGUGUGCAACGGCAAAUGCGGAGACAGACAGGUUGGUAACAGGUAGGGAAGGAGCACGGAAGAAUGCAGUUUGUGUUGCUGCUGGAAUUGUUAGAGCAGGAUAUUUCCGGGUUCUGGCGAUCAACACGGAUUGCUCGAAUUUUAAUGAGCUUAAGAAAAGGUGCUUUGUUUAAAG
This is a messenger RNA of Anopheles coluzzii, 782 nucleotides long. RefSeq lists its product as uncharacterized. Bases 48 to 437 code for a protein of 129 amino acids. The record is from RefSeq and is a predicted model, not a curated record. The transcript has 2 exons. NCBI's taxonomy places the organism in Eukaryota, Metazoa, Arthropoda, Insecta, Diptera, Culicidae.